Molecule: messenger RNA, 2059 nt
Organism: Salmo salar (Atlantic salmon)
Lineage: Eukaryota; Metazoa; Chordata; Actinopteri; Salmoniformes; Salmonidae
Gene: c1qtnf5
Product: C1q and TNF related 5
Molecular function (GO): protein binding
Source: RefSeq, marked provisional
UGCUCUCAUCAACUGUACCAGGGGCCUAUACUCUCAAAGCUUUGUGUCCGUGGUAUGAGGCGUCUUAUGUUCAUUUUAGAUGGUUAUUCCAGUUCCGUCACUCCCUCUCUCCAGUUGCAUGUUUUCCCCUGGUCAUCUGACCCCUCCUAUUAGCUGUGUCCAGUUGAGUGAGUCCAAGACCUUUGUCUACACAUGUGACCAAUGGGAAAGGAGUGGAACGUUUGUAUUCACACUACACAAGUCAUUAAUAUGUCAAUAAGAAAAACUGAGUCAAUCUCUAAUAUAUGACAGCCGUUACACUACAUUACAGGUCAUUUUUCUGCUAUCAUUUCAUGUCAUAGUUCUUUGAAGGAUAUUUCCAUUGAUUUCAGCACAUAGCAUUUAUGGGUUCAAGAGUUUGUGUAAUUAGGUUUCCCUGUGAUUAUAUAACCCUUGCACUGUUGUGCAUCUCAUAACAUCUUGAACAAAUCAAUGAGCACCAUAGCUAUUUAUAAACUCACAGAUGAAACGCUAUGAGGAUCCCCUGGAGAAGUCAGUUCUAGAGAAUAGAAUAUCAAGUAGAAAAUAUAUUUUUAAUUCCUUCAUGUUGACAGAAAAUGUUUCCCUCUACAUAGUAGCAUUGAAAUGACAUCACUCCAGCUGUGGCCCCUCCUCCUCCUCCUCCUCCCUGUUCUACUGGUCAACUUCUCCAGCCAAUUAGACGACAACAAGAUCCCGCCCAGUUUGUGUACGGGACACCCAGGUAUCCCAGGUACUCCUGGAGUGCACGGCAGUGCUGGCCAACCAGGAAGAGAUGGGAGGGACGGGCGUGAUUCUGUCCCUGGGGAGAAGGGAGAGAAGGGAGACAGGGGAGAGACAGGCGAGUCAGGCUUUAGGGGCCUCACUGGAGAUCAGGGGAACCCUGGAGAUAAAGGAGACAGGGGGCAGUCGGGGGAGUGCGCCAUCGCUCCCAAAUCAGCCUUCAGCGCCAAGUUGUCCGAGGGCCGCACCAUGCCCGUGGCGGCAGAAGACGCUGUGCGCUUUGACAAGGUAACACUAAACGAGCAGGGCGACUUCAACGCGGAAACAGGACGCUUCACCUGCAAAGUGCCCGGCGUCUACUACUUUGCGGUCCACGCCACCGUCUACCGGGCCAGCCUGCAGUUUGACCUGAUGAAGAACGGUCACACAAUGGCGUCCUAUUUCCAGUUCUAUGGGAACUGGCCCAAGCCAGCGUCUUUGUCCGGGGGCUCGCUGCUGCACCUCAUCCCGGGUGACCAGGUGUGGGUGCAGAUGGCGUUGGGAGAGUACAGUGGUUUCUACUCCAGCUCUAAGACUGACAGCACUUUCACUGGCUUCCUGGUGUACUCAGACUGGAAAAACUCUGCUGUCUUCGCCAAGGGCGAAGUGGUAUAGACAUUGCGGGGACCAAAUCUGGUGUUGUGGCUGGGGAUUGUCCUCCCCCAGAAAAUAUUUGAAAAUGUUAAACUAAUUUACUGGCAUUCUACAUGAUUCAUGGCCUCUCUAGAAGGUUAUUAGAAAACUCUGGUCUUUGCAUAAACACAUUAAGCAAGGUUACAGAAAUAGCAGUAGGCUAUGGCACAUACCAUACUGAUGAGUUGUGAUGAUGAAUCAGGUGAACUGUAGUGCUUUCAGCUGUGCUUCAGGUUAGCCAUUUGACUGCUGCUGUGCAAUGGUGAAUCGUUUUAACAGACUUUCUGACGGUGGCCCUACAUGUAUCAUUGUUUUUUUGCCUUUACAAACAAGGAUGGCAUAUGGGGUUUAAAUGAGACAUGUUGGCUCCUGCAGUUGGCAGGAAUUGUGAACAUAAGAAGGUUAUAAGUCCUGUUGUGGUGGAGGUGUAUAGAGGAUUCAAUAAGGCAUCAUACAUGUGUGUGAGCAAUUUAGGGCUUCCAACUGUGACAUCACUGACUGAUGUCAUGAAACUUAGCCAGUACUUUGUGCAAAAAAAUGAAUUUUAAAGAAUUCAAAAACUAAAGCCCUAAAAUACUUUUCACAAUCUUUUAACUUAUGUCUGUGCAACCUUCACUUAUGUCACCAAUAAAAAUGUUAACUUUCA